Laccaria bicolor S238N-H82 is the source of this 732-nucleotide messenger RNA. RefSeq lists its product as uncharacterized. The record is from RefSeq and is a predicted model, not a curated record. The transcript is spliced from 9 exons. Lineage: Eukaryota; Fungi; Basidiomycota; Agaricomycetes; Agaricales; Hydnangiaceae. The annotation marks the transcript as partial.
UGUGUAUCCCAACCAAUUACCCUUUCCUCAAACCGUUUUCUAUUGUGAAGAAAGCGAUCACGAGAUCACGCCCACCAAUUCGUCAAUCCACGGACAUCGCUAGCAAUGAUUUAGUUCGUCCGAGCUCUGACCCUUCUAUCUUGAUAACUCCAUCUUCGACAAUCCGUGCGGCGGACAUAGCCACGCCAGUCACCGGUGAAGUCCCAGGGGAAGGAGUGGUUGAGUGCUCACAACAAGUUUUCCCUAUCUCCGCAGAUUCCAUGACUUCUCACCUGUCUACCUGUCCACCAAUUGCUGCUGUUCUGAACAUAGGCCUGGCGUCAGUGGGUACUGGUAUGACUGUUGCCUUGGAUCAGGAUGAAGGCCAUGUAGAAGGGGCUGUUGAUUUCUUGCAACACCCUUCUCUUAUCUUGACUGUCUGCUCUGAAUGCAGAAGUAAUGCCUACCAUUCAAGCUGACAUAAUAAACAUCAUUUCAGCUCAAAAUGUGAACACAGCGGUACUAUGAAUCAAGGUGUGGACUCAAAUAUUCAAAUCACACUUGAGAUGAUUAGGGAUGAACAACUGGUGGAGAAGAUCUACAAGUGGCUUUCUCCACCUAAGGAGUCUCUUAACUACAAUGCUGCAAGUGCAAUUUUGGAGGGUCAACCAGACACCUGUCAAUGGUUUCUCAAUGGAAAUGCAUUUCAUGGGUGGGUCAAACAGCCUGGUUUUCUCUGGAUCAAAGGAAAAU